Molecule: messenger RNA, 418 nt
Organism: Nylanderia fulva
Lineage: Eukaryota; Metazoa; Arthropoda; Insecta; Hymenoptera; Formicidae
Product: odorant receptor 13a-like
Biological process (GO): sensory perception of smell; detection of chemical stimulus involved in sensory perception of smell
Cellular component (GO): plasma membrane
Molecular function (GO): odorant binding; olfactory receptor activity
Source: RefSeq, a predicted model, not a curated record
AGAGCUAAUGGAGUCUUCAUUCGCGUUAUUUCUCCUUUUCGAUAUUGGAUUAGGAUGUAUGUUGCUUGCUUCAUCGUGCGUGAUGUUCGUGGUUCGAUUGGGACGAUCGUCUGAAAUUGCUCGUUACGUGGCUCUCGUGCUACUACAAAGUUGUCGAUUAUUUUUCAGCAGUUGGGCAGGACAAGAAGUAAUCGAUCAUAGCGCCAGAAUUUCGAUGGCAGCUUAUAAUGGAAUUUGGUACAAUGCGCCUAUAGAGAUGCAAAAAUGUUUAAUAUUGUUAAUUGCCAAAAGCCAAAAGGGUUCUCAAAUAACAAUCGCCAAAUUAUAUGUCACCAAUUUGGAAGGUUUCAGUAUGAUAAUGAAAACAUCAGUAUCCUAUUGUACGCUAAUGAUUUCGCUACGCGAAACGUCUGUGUGA